Molecule: messenger RNA, 1093 nt
Organism: Pecten maximus
Lineage: Eukaryota; Metazoa; Mollusca; Bivalvia; Pectinida; Pectinidae
Exons: 7
Coding region: 41-976 (311 amino acids)
Source: RefSeq, a predicted model, not a curated record
GAGGGACGUUCACGAGGCUAUAAAGACACCCAACCUGGACAUGCCUCGUGGCUGUAGAAAGUUUAUUUGGCGAGAAGUCAGCUGCUUCAGAUGGAUAGGAGUAUUUCUCAUUCUGUUCAGCAAGAAUGUAUUUGCAGUAACUCGAACACAACAAGCCACGUUCCUGUGUUUCGGUAACGACUCAGACAGUAGCCUCCUUCACUUCACGUUCAGGGUUUUAUCUAAUCAAGACUCAGUGAUAGGGAUCGUGCCGUAUGACGCUAGCUCAUCUUCUUUGGGUGUGGGAAAGAAAACCGCGUGUACCACCGUCCAGGGCAACGGUACAGCGGUCAGUCCCUUCGAGCUGACCAUCACAAUUGACACCGAUGACCCUACAGCUGUCAUCAGCCUGGCCAGUACAUGCGGAGUUGAGGAGAUAUCUACUGGGACAUUAUAUAAGUUUCGACUACGGACGAUUGGUGACCUUCAACUCGACCUUGGCACAGAUGCCUACUAUGAUUGUCAAUGUGAUAUGGCUAAUCUCCUGAGAAACUGGCAAACAGUAGGUCCAGCUUACAUUGCUGGGAUGACGUCGGUGACCUUACAGGAGGUCAGGGUAGGGGCUGCCAUGAGACUGGUGGACAAGUCCACAAACCUGCCCGUUACCGUGGUAGAGCUUGGUUCCGAGGUCUUCCUCCAGGUAGUUUACAACCCUCAGACACAGGACAGCAACGCUUAUGAUUCUUGUGGAACUUCGUUCUGGGUAGCAUUUGACCGUUCCUUCCCGAAUGCAGUACGAACACAUGAUCUGUAUGUUUUAAGUGCCACUCCGUUGACGUCACAGGUCUCGUUCUGGAACACAAGUACGAGUCAGGUAAUGGAUUCCAUCAUUCUUGAUCCAUCGUCAUCAAAAAUCGUGUCUGUUCCUGCCGAGACGUCUACAGGCAACGGCAAUGCUUAUCACUGCUACAGAGAAGGUCUUCCUGAUGGCGUAUAGCUCUGGUACAGAGAGCAAUUCUUUGCAGACAAUCUACCCUACGGAUACUCUUAGCUUAUUGUACUAUUUAGUAUCCACAGAUGACAACAAUUUUGUAAUUGUAAUCGGGACGGAGGA